Messenger RNA from Penicillium lagena, 519 nucleotides. RefSeq names its product cell wall mannoprotein 1 family protein. The record is from RefSeq and is a predicted model, not a curated record. The transcript is spliced from 2 exons. Lineage: Eukaryota; Fungi; Ascomycota; Eurotiomycetes; Eurotiales; Aspergillaceae. The coding region runs from base 1 to 519 and encodes 172 amino acids. Gene Ontology annotation, cellular component: extracellular region.
AUGUUGUUCGCCAAAAUCAUCGUCUUUCUCGGGUUGACUGCAACCUCCGUCCUCGCCGCUAUUAACAGCAAGACUGUUAAUGAUAUCAAUACCGUCCGUAACAGCGUCAUCAAAGCCCGGAAGGCAAUGGAAGCCUGGGACGGGGGUGUCUUGUCGGGUAUCCCUCUCGUACACACCAUCUACAAGGCCCACACGACUGCUGAAACUGCCAGAAAGGGCAUCGAAGGAUCCGAUCCCUUUGAUGGUGAAGACAGGGAUGCCGUGCUCGACGCCUACCACCAGUUACAGCCCGAGCUCGUGCGCACUAUGGGGGUGGCACAGAAGAGGGCCCCCGAUUUCAAAAAAGCUGGUGCUGGCUACAUUGCUCGCAGCUUAAUGAGCAACAUCCGUACCGAGAGGGAUGAUUUCGAGAAGGCCAUGCGCACCAAGAUGUCUCCUGAGCAUCAUAAAAUGGUCGAGCCAUCCAUCGACGAUGUCAAUGCCGCUUUCGACGCUACUGCAAAGGCUAUGAAGGAGUAG